This is a messenger RNA of Myripristis murdjan (pinecone soldierfish), 3110 nucleotides long. RefSeq names its product MFSD2 lysolipid transporter A, lysophospholipid b (gene mfsd2ab). The transcript has 14 exons. Lineage: Eukaryota; Metazoa; Chordata; Actinopteri; Holocentriformes; Holocentridae. The record is from RefSeq and is a predicted model, not a curated record. Bases 144 to 1745 code for a protein of 533 amino acids. Gene Ontology annotation, molecular function: fatty acid transmembrane transporter activity; lysophospholipid:sodium symporter activity. Gene Ontology annotation, biological process: lipid transport across blood-brain barrier; fatty acid transport; lysophospholipid translocation. Gene Ontology annotation, cellular component: plasma membrane.
AAAAAAAACCCCACAUCUACUACGUCCCUUCAGUUUCCUAAUUGAUUGUAGACUACACGGAUCUCAGAUAGGUGUCCAGUAGAAGACGGCUGAUUGUUUCUGUGAUACUGAAAGUCAACAAAUAAAAUAAACGCAGCACGGCUAUGGCAAAAGGAGAGGGAGCUGAACAAUACUCCAACGCCAGUUUAUUGAAUAAACCGGUCAGCUCGGAUGGCAUCAAGCUCGCUGGGAAGCGUGAGUCGAGGAACAGGCUGUCAAUCUGCAAUAAGCUGUGCUAUGCCGUCGGCGGAGCGCCCUACCAGAUCACAGGAUGUGCUCUGGGCUUCUUUCUUCAAAUCUAUCUGCUGGAUGUAGCUCAGUUGGAUCCCUUCUAUGCCUCCAUCAUCCUGUUCGUUGGCCGGGCCUGGGAUGCCAUAACAGACCCCACGGUGGGCUUCCUGGUCUCCCGAAGCCCAUGGACACGCUUCGGACGCAUGUUGCCCUGGAUCCUGCUUUCCACCCCUCUCGCUGUGCUGUCCUAUUUCCUCAUAUGGUACGUCCCCCCGUUUGAGGACGGCAAGGUCAUCUGGUACCUGGUGUUCUACUGCCUCUUCCAGACCCUUCAAACUUGCUUCCAUGUGCCCUACUCUGCCCUCACCAUGUUUAUCAGCUCAGAGCAGAAAGAGAGAGAUUCAGCCACCGCAUACAGGAUGACGGUGGAGGUUCUGGGCACCGUGAUUGGCACAGCCGUCCAGGGGCAGAUCGUGGGCAUGGCCAACGCGCCCUGCGUCCCCGUACCCAGUGACAUCACGGACAAGCUGGGCAACUCCUCUGCAUCGCUGCCCACCGCUGGUCCUGAAAUCAACACCAGCGAGCCUGCCAUUUCCCUGGAGCACACGAGAGCAGCCUACAUGAUUGCCUCAGGUGUCAUCUGCGCCAUCUACAUCCUCUGUGCUGUUGUGCUCUUCUUUGGUGUGAGAGAGCAGAAAGAUUCCUGUCGCCCCAGGUCAGAGCCGAUGUCUUUCUUCCAGGGCAUUAGGCUGGUGAUGGGACACGGACCCUACGCCAAACUGGUCACGGGCUUCCUCUUCACCUCUCUGGCUUUCAUGCUCCUGGAGGGAAACUUUGCUCUGUUCUGCAGCUACACGCUGGGCUUCAGAAAUGACUUCCAGAACAUUCUACUGGUCAUCAUGCUCUCCGCCACUCUGGCCAUCCCCUUCUGGCAGUGGUUUCUGACUCGCUUUGGGAAGAAGACAGCGGUUUACGUUGGCACCACGUCUGUGGUUCCCUUUAUGAUCCUAGUGGUGUGUGUGAAGAGCAACUUGAUUGUCACCUACUUCGUCUCCUUUGCCGCCGGGGUUGGAGUGGCUGCAGCCUUCCUGCUGCCUUGGUCUAUGCUUCCUGAUGUGGUUGACGACUUCAAGGUGCAGAACCCAGACUCCACCGGCCACGAGGCCAUUUUCUACUCCUUCUACGUCUUCUUCACCAAAUUCGCCUCGGGAGUUUCCCUCGGCAUCUCCACUCUCAGUUUAGACUUUGCAGGCUACAUCACGCGAGGCUGCUCUCAGCCAGAGGAGGUGGAUUUAACCCUGAAACUGCUGGUCUCCGCUGCACCCAUCGUUCUCAUCCUGGUCGGCCUGCUCAUAUUCAUCUCUUAUCCGAUCAACGAGGAGGUUAGGCAAGGCAACCGCAAACUGCUACAGGAACAGAGGGACAGCGAAGCAGACUCUGAAACAGACUCUACAGAACUGGCCAACAUGGUCUAGGACAUUUGGGAAAAAAAAAAACAAAAAAACAAAACAAAACAAAAAAACAUGGACCAAUUGGGUGACCAACUUCCAUUUGCACUGGGCGGGACCAAUGGACCCGGGCCUGUCAUAUUACAGAGACACUGCCUCAUCCUUUUCACUUGCUGCUCCUCCACCUCUCCAGAACCUCUUCAACUAGACAAUGUCAUGGCGUCAGCCACAGCGAGGCCUUUCUCCUAAUAACUACCCUAACGUCUGAAUUUCUGAUGAAUUUUCCCACAUUGUAAUGAACUCACCUUUUUGUUACUUUAAUUUUUUAAAAAGAUUGGCCUUGUUUUUGGCUAAAGUUGCACAAACUCUUGAAAUGUGACGAGCACAGUGGGCCUGUUUGGUGGUUGCUGCAGUUAUUGGUGCUACUUGCUAGAGCUGAGCAGUUUCCCUCCCGGUGGACUUGAAAAUUCAUGACCCUGAGUGCUGCACUACAACACCUGCAUCCCAGUGAUGUAAACACCAUGAGAAACUUGAACAAACAGUGGCUACAUCUUCAUUUUCAGGGCUGCUUUUGGUUUCCAGACGUUUCAAAAACUCUAGAGAUUAUUAAUACAACAGUCUGUAAAAGGACUUCAGAUAUACUAUAUUUGCAUUAAAUGAGACCGACUGGUCUUCACAAAAGCAUUUUUUUUUCUUGUUCAGCAUUAAGUUAUUGCCCUGUUUGGAACACCUUCAAAUGUUAGUUCUCAUUUGCACAUUUUUUUUAAUAAGUUCUGCUCACGUUUACUUUACUGAAACCAGUCGGCCACAUUGUUUCCAUCCCAUUCUAUCCCAUCCCGCUGGCUUUGCUCAGAAGAUACAAUAACGAUCUGAUGUGAAAGCAGUUGUUGAACUGUAAAAGCUGUGUUUUUCCUCCUCACCGUCGUACUGAAACCACUAAAGCAGCAGAGCAGUUGAUUUCACAGUUAACUGUUAUGUUAAUCCAGCAAUUACAUGAUUUACAUGACAUUAUCUGUAGCACAGCUACUGUAGACCAUAGAGAGACUGUUUUCUCUAAAUUGCUAUUCAUGUAUUGAGCAAAAGUUGUGACUACAACCAGUACUAGUAACACCAUUAUUUAAGUAUUUAUUUGUUUUAAAUCUAGUAUUUUUUGGUUGCUGGAAGGUUGUGCUUCUUUGAGUAUUUAAAUCUAUUUAAGGCCUUACAGCUUGUUGUGCCAGCUGAAUGAGAUUUGAGUGAAGUAUAUUUCAAAAGGCAAACAUGGGGGGAUAAGAUGUGUAUUAAUGGUUAGGCCCCAAAGAGCGAGAGUCAGUUUAAAAAAAAAAAAAAAAAAAGACAAACAUAAUUGAUAUAAUAUUGCAUGUUGCUACUGCUAUAGCUGAUGCUACUGUU